This is a messenger RNA of Prorocentrum cordatum, 345 nucleotides long. Lineage: Eukaryota; Dinophyceae; Prorocentrales; Prorocentraceae. The record is from the annotation of a GenBank genome assembly.
AUGCGCCAGGAUGCCGCGGAGGCGGUCCUGUGCGCCGUCCGCGGCGACGGCGAGUCUGCGCGGCGGCUGCAGGCGGUGCCCCCUGCGCUGCAGGCCAAGCGGAGGGGAAGCCCCCCACACGGCUCGAACGCCUGCGGCGCGACGUCGCCCUCCAGGCCGAGGCGCAGGGCGUGGACCUCGUGGCGGCGGGAGCGGCGGAGCUGCGCCGUGCACAUCGGGAGCCCUGGCUGGAGGGGCGCGCGGCGCCCAGGGGGCGAGGCGAAGGAGGUUGGCGCGGGGGCGACGCGGGCGUCAUUACCAGCCUCCAGGGGGCGUUGCACCACCCGACCUCGCCGACGGCUUUAG